CGUAAUAUAAUCUCGAGGGCAAAAUAACGACACAGCGCACACUGUAAAAAGCUAUUCUAUAAAAGAAGAGAGAGAAAACGAUUGCCAAAGAUGUGCGCAAAUAAAUGAGAGAGAGAAAGAGAGAGAGAGAAUAUUAAGAAAAAAAAGAAGGAAAAAAAAAGAAAAAAAAAAAAGAAAAAAGGCGGGCUUUUAAGAAGCGCGUCUCUUUUCAACCCUUCUCGUGUCUCGUACACUAGUAGUAGUAGUAGUAGUUUUCUUUUCGCUUUUUAGAGAAAAAGGAGCGCGUCUGCGCACAAAUAUUCCUCACUUUACGUUUGCGUCUUUUCGACGUUGACGUCGACGCAAAACCCCACCGUUUGUGGACUGUGCGGAUGAGAUGAGCUCAGUGCUCGACGAACAGCGCUGCGACGGGACCAUGCCGCCGCGCCCUGCAUCUCGAAAAAUCCGAUUCCAGGAGGAAGCCUGGAUGGGCUGAACAAGUAAGGGCGGACCCGGAGGGACGAUGGGAGAGGACUACGACGGAGAUGGGGGUUGCGGUUCCGGUGAGGAAGAAACCGGUUCAAAUCUUCCAAUUUGGGAGGCUGCAGCUGCCGUAUUAAUUUUGGGCUUUCUAGUGUUAGCGACAGUACUUGGCAAUGCCCUCGUGAUCUUGAGUGUCUUCACCUAUCGGCCAUUAAGGAUUGUGCAAAAUUUCUUCAUAGUCUCAUUGGCCGUUGCCGAUCUUGCUGUGGCAAUUUUAGUGAUGCCUUUUAACGUCGCCUAUUUGCUACUCGGCAAAUGGAUAUUUGGCAUUCAUCUAUGUAAACUGUGGCUCACUUGCGACGUACUCUGUUGUACAGCUAGUAUUUUAAAUCUUUGCGCAAUUGCUCUCGAUCGAUAUUGGGCAAUAACAGAUCCAAUAAAUUAUGCCCAAAAACGUACAUUAAAAAGAGUCUUGGCAACGAUAGCUGGUGUUUGGGUAUUAUCGGGUGCAAUUAGUUCACCACCAUUGGCCGGUUGGAAUGACUGGCCCGAGGAACUUGAACCAGGUACACCAUGUCAACUAACAAGGAGGCAGGGUUAUGUCAUUUAUUCAGCACUUGGUUCAUUUUUCAUACCAUUAUUGCUCAUGAGUCUUCUGUAUUUGGAGAUAUUUUUAGCGACACGAAGACGCCUUCGUGAAAGGGCUAAACAAAGUCGAUUGGGCGUUGCACAGUCGGCGAAACAUCGUGAAACUGAUGACAAUGAAGAAUCAGUGAGUUCGGAAACGAAUCAUAAUGAAAAAUCAACACCAAGAUCACAACCGAAACCAUCGCUUGUCGAUGAUGAUGUUACUGAAGUGACAGUGGCUGGUGGUACAACGGGACAUUCAAGACGUGGUGGUCCUGGUAUUGCAACAACAUCAACGACUGUUUAUCAAUUUAUUGAAGAACGGCAGAGAAUUUCUUUGUCUAAAGAAAGACGAGCCGCAAGGACGCUUGGUGUCAUUAUGGGUGUGUUUGUCGUUUGUUGGCUUCCCUUUUUCCUCAUGUACGUCAUUGUACCAUUUUGUCCAUCUUGUUGUCCUUCCGAUAGAGUGGUGUACUUCAUCACAUGGUUGGGAUACGUCAACAGUGCUCUCAAUCCGCUCAUUUACACCAUCUUCAAUCUCGAUUACAGGAGGGCUUUCAGGAGACUUCUUCAUAUUGGAUAAGGAGUUCGUUAAGAGGUUCAAGCUUCCGGACUUUGUAAAUAUAGUAUAUUCAUUGUAAGAUUUAUCACUGCAGUCGCGCGUUAAAUAAUGGAAAAAUUAUUGCACCGGAAAAAAUACACUUUUGGAGAAAUCUUUUUUGAAUUAAACCAUUUUUAAACUUAUAAAUAAGAUUAUGUGGUAUGAAAAUAAAUCAAACAGGUUUUCUCGAAAAUAUAUUUUUCGGUGUGAAAAACAAACAUUCUCAGACUCUUUGUCCGUGUC
This is a messenger RNA of Leptopilina boulardi, 1933 nucleotides long. Its product is annotated as tyramine/octopamine receptor-like. Lineage: Eukaryota; Metazoa; Arthropoda; Insecta; Hymenoptera; Figitidae. Gene Ontology annotation, biological process: adenylate cyclase-activating adrenergic receptor signaling pathway. The coding region runs from base 503 to 1672 and encodes 389 amino acids. The transcript is spliced from 2 exons. The record is from RefSeq and is a predicted model, not a curated record. Gene Ontology annotation, cellular component: membrane. Gene Ontology annotation, molecular function: octopamine receptor activity.